Molecule: messenger RNA, 1506 nt
Organism: Andrographis paniculata
Lineage: Eukaryota; Viridiplantae; Streptophyta; Magnoliopsida; Lamiales; Acanthaceae
Product: GDSL esterase/lipase APG-like
Exons: 5
Coding region: 140-1213 (357 amino acids)
Cellular component (GO): apoplast
Molecular function (GO): hydrolase activity, acting on ester bonds
Source: RefSeq, a predicted model, not a curated record
CAAGUUACCUCUCCAACAGGGACUUCAAUUAAUUCCAAUUCCAAUAUAUAUAUAUAUAUAUAUAUCUUCCAAACCCCAAACCAUAAUUAGAUCAUUUUCAUAAGUUCGGAUAUUAUCAAGGAUCGUCCAAACAUUAAUCAUGGGACACCUAAUUCUUGCAAUGGCAAUGGCAAUGGCAAUGGUGGCCCUGUGGUGGAGCUCCGCCGCAGCUCAGUCCACAGUGACCUUGGUCCCGGCCAUCGUCACAUUCGGCGACUCCGUUGUCGACAUCGGCAACAACGACUACAUCCCGACCGUGUUCAAGGCCAAUUAUCCGCCCUACGGUCGCGACUUCCGCAACCAAGAGGCCACCGGAAGAUUCUGUAAUGGCAAAUUAGCCACUGAUAUUACAGCUGAAACUCUCGGAUUCACGAGCUACGCGCCGGCGUAUCUCAGCCCUCAGGCCACCGGAAAGAACCUUCUCCUUGGAGCUAAUUUCGCCUCCGCCGGCUCCGGUUACGACGACCACACCGCGCUUCUUAGUCACGUGAUUCCAUUAUCACAGCAGCUUCAGUACUACAAAGAGUAUCAGGGAAAGCUUGCGAAGGUCGCCGGAAGUUCUCAGGCGGCGGCGACGCUAAUUAAGGAUGCGCUCUACCUGGUCUCCGCCGGCAGCAGCGACUACGUCCAGAAUUACUACGUCAAUCCGUUCAUCAACAAGGCCUACACUACCGAUCAGUACUCUUCUUACCUCGUCGGAAUAUUCUCCAAUUUCAUCAAGAGCCUGCACGGUUUGGGGGCGAGGAGGAUCGGCGUGACGUCGCUGCCGCCGCUGGGGUGCGUGCCGGCGGUACGGACACUGUUCGGAUUCCAUGACCGGGGAUGCGUCUCGAGGAUCAACACGGACGCACAGCAAUUCAAUAAGAAGCUCAACACGGCCGUGUCGCAGCUGCAGAAGCAGCUCCCUGACCUCAAGAUCGUCGUCUUUGACGUCUUCAAACCCCUCUACGACAUCGUCGCCAAUCCUGCUAAAAAUGGGUUCAAGGAGGCGACGAGAGGGUGCUGCGGGACAGGGAGAGUCGAGACAACCUCGUUGCUAUGCAAUCCAAAGUCGAUCGGGACUUGUAAUAAUGCGUCCGAGUACGUGUUUUGGGACAGCGUCCAUCCCUCGCAGGCUGCAAAUCAGAUCCUCGCCGACAGCUUGAUUGCUGCCGGCAUCGGCCUCAUUGCAUGAACGAAUUAUAGGCCGGGCCGGGUGACAAUGUCAUGGUCUGAUGCAUGUAUAUGCAGCCAGUUAUCUUCUUCUUUUUUUUUUUUUUUUUUUUCAUAUGUGAAAUUUACAGUACAAUCGAUUGAUCGAUCAUCUUUGGUUCUAUCUUUUGGUUUGUCGCAUUUUAUUUUGUUUUGAUCCUUCAAUUUGUUGUCAUGAAUUAGUACUUUUGAUGAUGAUAAAUGAUAUGAGUACACAUGUUGUCCCUUAGCACAAAUCUUAAUUAGUUCUAUUUAUACAAAUUUUCAAUUUUUAAA